CCACCGUCGCUCUGGAACACGGACCAAUAUCAAAAUAUUCAUCGCCUAUCCCUGGUCUCAUUUAUCAACUCUGUUACAAACCUUGUGCCGUAGAAUUUUGAUGGGCCGCAUUUACCACUUUGGCGACGUGUUCCGAUCGUUGUUCCUCCAUAAAUACUUCCCCCGUGUGUUGCAAUGUUGAAGUGCAUCAACAGAGACAGUCUUCCCCUUCCAUUCCUUACUUGAACCACUCACUUGCGCAAUCGUCUCCAAAUGUUUCGCUUUUGGAACGCUAUUUUCAUGCUGGGCUUAUCGUUCCUACCCCUAUUUGCUUUGGCCGGCGGCGAGUCCAAGGCGUCAGGAUUCCAGCAGUGCGAGAUUGUCGCUCUUUACUGGGAAUUCGGUGUGGAGCCAUUCGAUGUCUCCAUAACGGACCAAACCGGCCGUAGAAUAUCUCACCACACGGUGCAACAGCGGGCCUUUAACUGGACUGUAACUUCCAAUCCAGGCACUCAAGUUAAAUUUACUGUUACCGAUGUGAAGGGGUCCUCCACUUCAGGUGGACCAUACAACGUCAUUCGAGGAAUAACGAAUUGCUUGCACGGCACCCCUCGGAGGUCGCCUCGUCUGCUUCCUGGUGACGCUGCCUUCGCAAAUGGACAUGAAGCCGAAGGCCGCAGCCUCCCUGGAGUAAUACAUUUGGGUCUUGGGGAGUACGUAGGUUCUAUAAGCGUCUAUUCUUUCAACUCAUUAUUGCCUCAGACUCACGAAAGUGUCUCGCAAAUCGGACUCACACGAACAUCACGUAGCCCAGCGCCUGGACAUGCACCGUUGAUAGCAUCCCCGCUAGCGGGGCUGGUCUCAUGUCAUUGCUUGACAACCACACCGGCUAACAUCCACUGAGAGAUCAUACUGAUGCUUUUUUAUUGCUUCGCAUAUCGUUGAUCCGAUUAUUUGUAUAUUCGCGGCACGGCGCUCUCUCUUUGACUUGCGUUUAAUUUCAAUCGUUUACUGUAUCGUGGUCGCCACUGGAUUGAAGCCCCCGAGGAAAAUUGCUACAUUGGCUUGAUACCACACACACGC
Molecule: messenger RNA, 1062 nt
Organism: Cantharellus anzutake
Lineage: Eukaryota; Fungi; Basidiomycota; Agaricomycetes; Cantharellales; Hydnaceae
Exons: 3
Coding region: 253-882 (209 amino acids)
Source: RefSeq, a predicted model, not a curated record